Drosophila busckii is the source of this 475-nucleotide messenger RNA. RefSeq lists its product as uncharacterized. Lineage: Eukaryota; Metazoa; Arthropoda; Insecta; Diptera; Drosophilidae. The record is from RefSeq and is a predicted model, not a curated record. The transcript is spliced from 2 exons. Bases 54 to 413 code for a protein of 119 amino acids.
UAUCUUUGCAAAACAUCUUUCAGUGAAAAAUCAGUAUAACAUACAAAUUCAAAAUGACUCGUGAAAGUUGGAAGGACUCCUCCUCUGAUUGGCGGGACUCGCCGUUUUUUGUCGUCCUUUACGAAUACACAGUGAAAAAUGCCGGUAUGCCCAACGAUAUGGGCACUUUAAUUGCCUAUUUGCUGCUUUUUCUGGUAACUUGGUAUUUGCUUCUCUGGACCGCGCGUUUCGUGCUCUCACUGGUGUGGCCUGUGCUUCUUGUGGUGUCGGCGCUGUUUUUAUUCCGUUUCCUGCGAACAUUUGAGCAGGAGGAUCUGGUGGAUAUGUUGGUGCAGGCGUUUUCACUGAUGGCCGAUACUGUUGUGGCAGUAAUAGCAAAAGGCCUAGAUCUUGUUCUAGGCGUGCUUAGCUAAAUUGCCUUCAGGGGCUGAUCUUGAACAUUUGACUACACCAGAACACCUAAAUUAAUAUCAAU